Messenger RNA from Myxocyprinus asiaticus (Chinese sucker), 2390 nucleotides. It is a transcript of the gene serpinh2, whose product is annotated as serine (or cysteine) peptidase inhibitor, clade H, member 2. The record is from RefSeq and is a predicted model, not a curated record. Gene Ontology annotation, cellular component: endoplasmic reticulum. Gene Ontology annotation, biological process: negative regulation of endopeptidase activity; collagen fibril organization. Gene Ontology annotation, molecular function: serine-type endopeptidase inhibitor activity. NCBI's taxonomy places the organism in Eukaryota, Metazoa, Chordata, Actinopteri, Cypriniformes, Catostomidae.
UCUGAACGUGCCCUGUCAGUUUCUUUCAGCUCAAACCCACACAAGAAGCCGGAGGAAAGAAGGAAGCUUUAAUUAAUUAACGUCCUGCAAUGCUGCCUAUUUCUGUUCCUCUCCUCGCUCUACUAGUGUUAGCUCUACUGGGCCAGUUCGUCUGGUCUUCCACUCCACAGGAAUCAUCAGCUCUAGGCUCACAGCAGCCAGACAUCUCCAGCUUACAUCACCCAACCUGGACAGUGGGGGUUCAGUUCUACAGGUCACUCUGCACUGACAGUUCUCAAACCAACACCAUUAUCUCUCCUCUUCUGUUAGCCAACUCCCUGCUAGCUUUAGGUGGUGGAGCUAAAGGGUCUACAGCAUGCCAGUUUCACAGUCUCUUGAGGACCACCAAAAAUGAGAAGACAGUCAAAGAAGCUUUGAAACCUGUACGAGAUUCUAAUGGAACCAGCUGUACAUUGCACAGCUCUUCUGUACUGUUUUCCAAAAAAGCUAAACUGGACAAGGGCUUUCUGGACAAGCUCCGGGCCCAGUUUGGGUUGUCCCUGGAGGUUGGAAAGAAGCAUAGUGACAUGGAGCAGCUUCAGUCCUGGGCUAAACGGGGAAUGGGUGGAGAGGAGACAGCAGCUCUGAACGAGGGCUUGGAGACCAAAGCUGGUGCCAUGAUCCAUGCCAAUGCACUGCAAUUUAAAGGUUUAUGGGAUUGUGGCUUUAACCAAGAAAACCAAGACAUUCUCAUCUUCCUGGGUACCAAAUACACUAAAGUUCUCAUGAUGCACAGAUCAGGUGUCAACCGUCUCUAUGAGGACAUGAAGAACAUGGUACAGGUGAUAGAGCUAAGUCUUUGGGAGGGGAAAGCCAGCAUGGUGCUGCUUUUGCCCUUCCAUGUGGAGAGUUUGACUCGACUGGACCUACUGUUGUCCCUGGAACAGCUAGAGAGGUGACUGGCCAAUCUAAGCUCCAAAAGUAUGGCACUGUCCCUCCCUAGAGCAAAGCUCAGCAGCGCAGUCAAUCUUCAGAAACAGCUAGCUGCGCUGGGCCUGGUGGAUGUGUGGAGCAAGACAUCGGCUGAUUUCUCUGCUGUGUCAAGCCUGGGAAAGGGGAAGCUCCACUUGGGAGCUGUGCUGCACUGGACAUCCCUUGAACUGACCCAGGAGUCAGGCAGCAAGGACAGUAUGCAUGAGGACAAGCAUGUGGAGAAGCAAAAACUCUUCUAUGCUGAUCAUUCCUUCAUUAUACUAAUCAGGGACAACAAUACUGAGGCAUUGCUCAUGAUAGGUGCUCUGGAACAGACUGAGGGCUCUGCAAUUCAUGAUGAGCUGUAGAGUCCAAACGGUUUACGUUCUGGCAUUGACAAUCAGCUGAAGAGCCAAUAUGGCUGACCUUUGGCUAUUGACAAUAAUCCAUCCCAUUUAUUCACAACAAAAGUCUUUCAUCUGUUAGUUUUGUGUUAUGUGUUGCAUUUUCCAUUACUUACUUUCAGAGAUCUGUUUGGGAUAGGGUGACAUUAAUCAAUGAACUCCACAUAAUUCCGCAGAAAGCUUUGCAGAUUUCUUUCUGAAUUGGAACACCCUUCAUUCACCAAGUUCUUCUCAUUCCCCCAACUUGAAUGUUAUUAUAAUUUUUUUUUUAAUAUAUUUUGCCUAAUUGAUAAAGCACACACAGCUCACAGUUUAACACUGUCCUAAGCAAGCUCGACAGGAUAAAGGACAGGUGAUACAAGAUAUCACUUCCUUGUAAAUUCCUUGAGUUUUUGUCCUUGCCAGCCAUGAUCAUGACAACGGAAAUGGCAAUUUUUCAAUCACUUGGUUUCUAUUUAUGCUGUUAUGCCGGGAAGCCCCACCCACAAUGAAAUCUCAUUGGUCCAAAAUCCCAUUUUGCCCUCAUGUCUAGAGGGUCCAGUAUAAAGUGCUUGUGGUCAGCUGAGACAAGAACAUGUUCUAACUGGCUGUGAUUAUGUUGCGUCAUAAGGCAUUUUUGCUUUCAGUUUGGACUAUAGCUGGUCGAUAUGUAAAAAAUAUUUUAGCGAUAAUUGCCUUAAAAAAUAUUGUGAUAUUCGAUUACAUCUUCAACACCCUGCCGAGGGUUGGUGAAAUUAUUUGCUUUACUGAUUUUGCUUUAAAAAUUCCAUUCAUUUAUUGAAACACAAAAAACAAACAAAAGACAUUUCUAAAUUCAAAUUGCACUUUAAAUUAAACUAAAAAACCAAUGAAAAACAAGUAAUAAAAAAAUCGUAUUUAACCAACUCCCCAAAUCCAAACAUUUACCAUCUCCAACGGCUCCAUUUGCCAUCACGCAAGCAUCCAUCAAUGACAACAGGUGGAAAAUUACCUACAGAUUAAGAACUAAAGACAACCAUAAAUGUAAAGGUAAUAAUAAUCAAUAAUAAAGCCUAA